Eurytemora carolleeae is the source of this 450-nucleotide messenger RNA. RefSeq lists its product as uncharacterized. NCBI's taxonomy places the organism in Eukaryota, Metazoa, Arthropoda, Copepoda, Calanoida, Temoridae. The transcript has a single exon. The record is from RefSeq and is a predicted model, not a curated record. The coding region runs from base 1 to 450 and encodes 149 amino acids.
AUGUCUAUUCCAUUGUCUGGAGAUAUGUUGCCCUCAGCAUUAUUGUCCAGGAUGCGGGCUCUUCUUCCUAUAGAGCAUCAAGAAUGUUUGUUCCUUCGGUACGCUUUCCUCAGGCAACUUCCAUCUGAUGUAAGGUCACAUUUAGUGCAUGAUAAUACUGUGGACAUCGCUGUUCUCUCACAACGUGCUGACAAGAUCUACCGGAGCAGUCUGUCCCCCAGAUCUUCGGUUAACGCUGUAGAUUCAGUUCAUGCUGUGAAUGCACCUUCUUUACAACAGAACCGCCGACCUCAAUGUUCACAACGACCUUCUAGCCCUGUUACCCGCUGUUCCCAGACUCCUGCAGCUCCUUCCCGCCGUUCAACUUCACCAUCUUCUUGUUGGUACCACGCCAAGUUCGGUACAAAGGCCCUCAGCUGUCAAAGCCCCUGUUCUUGGUCGGGAAACUAG